AAGAAGCGUAAAGAAAAAUGGAAGAAAUAAGAGGGAAGAGAAUGGAACAAAACAAGAAGAAAGAGGAGGUGUUCAGAAAAAUGAUAAGAAGAAGGGAACAAAGGGUUAGGAGGAGAGGGGCAGCACAAAGAUGAGGGAAAGAAGAGAAAUUAGAAGCGUGAAAGAAAGAAGAGAGGGGAACCAGAGAGCAAAUGGGGAGGAGGAGAAGGAUAGCGCAGAAAAGGGCGACUGUAAUAGUGAAGUGCACACAGUUGGUUUUAGUAGAAAUGGAAUCAGGGCUCGUUUAGGUGGGAUUGUCUUUAAACAAAAAGAAGGAAAAGGGGCAUUAAAAGAGAAAUUUGGUGAUUUAAAAGGGGACAAGCCUGGUUUUCUUUUUCUCCUACCCAAUUCUGCGUGUUUUUCCCCAACCCUCACUAGAAUUUUUCCUCCCCAAGCCCUUGCCUUGCGCAAGCACCUUCUUGCCGGAAUAAUAGAUAAGAACUUAGUUUUUCUUCCUUCUCUUAGCAAGGGUUAAAGAUAAAUGAGUUUUUGGUUCCAAAAUGACACUCAAAAUUUUCAGAUCUAGCUGCUGCAACCUCCCAAUCUCUUGAUCUGUGUUGGAUUUGCUGUCCACAAUGAGAGAUCACCAUUUUCCAGCACCUUCUGGUGAGAAAUCAACCUUGUUGCUCAUCUUUUCAUCCUUGAUUUGAAGUGGGUUAGCUCUAAUCAUUUAGGGUUCUUUUAAUUUUGGAAAUUUUCUGUAGUUUUCCCCUUGAUUUUGUCCAUGAUAAAUACCAUCAGAAACUGAUUUCCUUUACUGCCAGAAAUUCAAACUGCAUGACCCUUCUGUUGUAAUUUACCCAUAACUCUUUAUGUAGACAUUGUUUUGAGUUUAUUCUUGAUUCUAUGGAAAGGUAAGAGAUAACCCUACAAUUUUUAUGUUGGACAUUUAACCCAAUUCAGCUGUUUUCAAGGUAAAAACUCUGCUGCAAUUUCGGACCUUGCAGGCGGACUGUACUGACACCAAGACCUUCCGUUAGUAUUUCGGCCAUAAGUCUCUCUAUACAUGUUGGAUUAAGGUAAUUCUUGAAGCUAUAGAACCCUAAGACACAGGGCUACAAUUUAUCUGUUGACCACUCAACCCAGAUCAGUGGGCGGGAAUUCUGUUGGAAAUUUCAGCAUGAAAUCUGACCAAAACUUCACAGAAAUUGCUCUGUUUUCUUUUUUAUCCCCACCUUAUCUACUGCCAUAUUACAUCAUGAUUUUACUAGAUUUUAGCUGUUGUUUUCAUUCUCUAAAACCCCCUGUUAUUGCUUUAUUGCUUUGUUUUGGUUGCCUUUUUGCUACUACAUUUUUGCUUGAAUGCUAUCCAGUUUUGCCUUGUUUCAACAUUAUUUUGCUACUGCUGUUUGCCCAUAAAUCCCUGCUGUUUUG
Messenger RNA from Rubroshorea leprosula, 1413 nucleotides. NCBI's taxonomy places the organism in Eukaryota, Viridiplantae, Streptophyta, Magnoliopsida, Malvales, Dipterocarpaceae. The record is from the annotation of a GenBank genome assembly.